AAUUAUAAAAAAUCAAAUUCUGUCUGUCACUAGUUUACAGUUUUCAGUUAUAACAUGAAAAGACUUCUUUCCAAUUGUUCUACAUCAAAUUUUCUAAGAAUCGGUAAUCCAUGGAUUAUGUGUAGAUUAAAAUAUGAUUUUGCAAAUUCUGAACAUUCCAAUUACAAAUUUCCGAGUGCCGAUAUUCACAGAAACCUGAAUAAAUAUCUAUUUAGUAAGAUCUCCAAUGCAAAAGAUGAGGAAUCGAAGAGCAAAAUUAUAAAAACAAUCAUAAAAAUAAAUCGUGAGAGUAAAUUGGACUUCUUAACGAUUGAUCUUCUUAUGAAAUCGAAAGUGCGAAAUUAUGCAGUGAAAUCGAAUGAUAUCAAUAAUCGAAAUUCCAAUGUACCACAACAAACAAUAUCAGAGACUAAAGAAAAUGAAACAGAGAAAAAGUCACAUACGAGCGUUAUACCUAGGCUGAUAAGAAGAGAACCAGGUGAAGUAAUUUGGGGAUUCAUUCCAAAGGAAUGGGUUUCUUUCUUCGUUCCCAUUACAGGAUACUCGGGAUUCUAUACCCUGCUUGUAACUUUGGGAACAUAUUUAUUCAGUAAAGAAAUUUACGUUUGUGAUCAUGAAUACUAUAACGGCUUAUCCCUUAUAAUAUUGUGUAUUUAUGCAGUCAAAACACAAGGACCAAAACUAGCAAAAUAUUUAGACAAAGAAAUAGACAAUUAUGAACGCGAUUUAAACAAGUGGAAGGAGAAAGAGAAGCAAAACUUAAGGGAUGCAAUAGUUUCGGCAGUAAAAGAUCAGGAAUGUAUGGAAGGUCAGCAAAUUUUGAUAGCAGCCAAAAGAGAAAAUGUUCAUUUACAGAGGGAAGCCGAAUUUCGAAAGCGACAGAUGGAAGUUUAUGAAAAUGUUACAAGAAUUUUGAAUUAUCAUGUUGAGAGUGAAAAUGUGAGAAGGUCUGUUCAACAGAAAAAUUUAAUACAGUGGGUGAUAAAAGAAGUGGAAAAAAGUCUGACACCGCAGCUUAAAGAAGAAUAUAUGAAAUUAUGCAUGGCAGACAUAAAAGAUAUAUUGAAAAGAAACCCAAAAUGAGCAACUUUUAAUAAUAACCUAUUUUAUACAAUACUUUAUCACUAAUCUUAGGAGUAAUCGAAAUAUACAAAACAUUUAACAAUA
Coccinella septempunctata (seven-spotted ladybird) is the source of this 1167-nucleotide messenger RNA. Its product is annotated as ATP synthase subunit b, mitochondrial-like. Bases 55 to 1083 code for a protein of 342 amino acids. The transcript is spliced from 2 exons. NCBI's taxonomy places the organism in Eukaryota, Metazoa, Arthropoda, Insecta, Coleoptera, Coccinellidae. Gene Ontology annotation, molecular function: proton transmembrane transporter activity. Gene Ontology annotation, biological process: proton motive force-driven ATP synthesis. The record is from RefSeq and is a predicted model, not a curated record.